ACAAGAACCCAGCGAGUCCCACUCCGCGACAUACACCGACGGCCUCGAUUAUCCGCCGACAGCACCUUCGAGACGACGCGCCCAUCACGCGACAGCCGCGCCAUUUCGUAACACACACCACUCUCCUUCACAAUGGGCGAUCGACGCGGCGGCGGCCAGCGCAAGGUCCUCCUCCCUCCAAUCAACUUCAUCUUCAAGUUGCUGCAACAACACAGCACGGUGCAGAUCUGGUUAUACGAGCAGCUUGGAAUCCGUAUCGAGGGCAAGAUUCGCGGAUUUGACGAAUUCAUGAAUUUGGUGAUCGACGAGGCGGUGGAGGUAAAGCAGCCAGGCAAAGGACAAACCGAGGCAGAUGUGAAGGAUCAGAGGCGGGAGUUGGGCCAGAUUCUGCUCAAAGGAGACAAUGUCUGUCUGAUUCAAAGUUUGACAUGAGGACCACACUUGUGACGGAUGGUCGAAAAUGGCACAGAGAGUGCUCGCUGGCGUGGGAACGAGGCUAAGGCUGAUACGGCUGCACGGAGUUCAGGCGCAUGGCGUGCAGAAGCAGAAGUAUUUCGCUCUGUGGAACAGGACUACCUGCAGGGACGAGCGGACAAGGUGAAGGUGGACGAGAAGCCACCAUCAUCUGAGUUGACGAUCUGCGACCUAGCUCAGCUCGAGCACUUGGCUCAUUGAGAACUAUCACAAGUCAACAAUGCACCGCCG
Messenger RNA from Zymoseptoria tritici IPO323, 705 nucleotides. RefSeq lists its product as uncharacterized. The record is from RefSeq and is a predicted model, not a curated record. Gene Ontology annotation, cellular component: U2 snRNP; U4/U6 x U5 tri-snRNP complex; precatalytic spliceosome. Gene Ontology annotation, biological process: mRNA splicing, via spliceosome; spliceosomal snRNP assembly. The transcript has 2 exons. NCBI's taxonomy places the organism in Eukaryota, Fungi, Ascomycota, Dothideomycetes, Mycosphaerellales, Mycosphaerellaceae. The coding region runs from base 133 to 432 and encodes 99 amino acids. Gene Ontology annotation, molecular function: RNA binding.